AUUGGGUAAACUUGAAAGCACCUGACAGAUUUUCCUCCAAGGUCCCUCAGGACCCUGAUGAAAGACAGCUCAUUGCCGCGCUACUUGGUGGCCAGCGCGCUCCUGGAGACAAGAGGAUGGUCAGGGAGGUGUGCGGAGAAGCCUGUGAAAACCCGACUCCACCCUCAGUCAUCUGCAGCCAGUCAUUGACUAUUCCUCAAGCACUGCCUCUACCUGCUGUCAAGGGAGACACUGUUGCAAGGUUGGCUGCUGGGCCUAAAGGAGAAAAAAGACACACAGACAGACUGCUCUUCUCAGGAAGGGAGAGGACCGCACUGAAGAAAACAAUUGUAAGUGCCAACAUCAUGCCCAAGCAGGUCGAAGUGCGAAUGCACGACAGCCACCUCAGCUCGGAGGAGCCAAAGCCCCGGCAUCUGGGGCGGCGGCUGUGCGACAAGCUGGGGAAGAACCUCCUGCUCACUCUGACGGUGUUUGGUGUCAUCCUGGGGGCAGUAUGUGGAGGGCUUCUUCGCUUGGCAUCUCCUAUCCACCCUGACGUGGUUAUGUUAAUAGCCUUCCCAGGGGAUAUACUCAUGAGGAUGCUCAAAAUGCUCAUCCUCCCUCUAAUCAUCUCCAGUUUAAUCACAGGGUUGUCAGGCCUGGAUGCCAAAGCCAGCGGGCGCCUAGGCACCAGAGCCAUGGUGUAUUACAUGUCCACAACCAUCAUCGCCGCGGUCCUGGGGGUCAUCUUGGUCUUGGCCAUCCACCCAGGGAACCCCAAGCUGAAGAAACAGCUGGGGCCUGGGAAGAAGAAUGAUGAAGUGUCCAGCCUGGAUGCCUUUUUGGACCUUAUUAGAAAUCUCUUCCCAGAAAACCUUGUCCAAGCCUGUUUUCAACAGAUUCAAACGGUGACGAAGAAAGUCCUGGUGGCACCUCAGUCUGAAGAGGAGGGCAAUGUCACCAACUCUGUCGUCUCCCUGUUGACUGAGGCUGCAACGGAGGCACCUGAGGAAACGAAGGUGGUUAUCAAGAAGGGCCUGGAGUUCAAGGACGGCAUGAAUGUCUUAGGUCUGAUUGGGUUUUUCAUUGCUUUUGGCAUCGCCAUGGGAAAGAUGGGAGAGCAGGCCAAGCUGAUGGUCGACUUCUUCAACAUUUUGAAUGAGAUUGUAAUGAAGUUAGUGAUCAUGAUCAUGUGGUACUCUCCCCUGGGUAUUGCCUGUCUGAUCUGUGGGAAGAUCAUUGCCAUCAAGGACUUAGAAGUGGUUGCCCGACAACUGGGAAUGUACAUGGUCACGGUGAUUGUGGGCCUCAUCAUCCAUGGGGGCAUCUUUCUCCCCUUGAUUUACUUUCUAGUGACCAGGAAAAACCCUUUCUCCUUUUUUGCUGGCAUAUUCCAAGCUUGGAUCACUGCCCUGGGCACCGCCUCCAGUGCUGGAACUUUGCCUGUCACCUUCCGUUGCCUGGAAGAAAACCUGGGGAUUGAUAAGCGUGUGACCAGAUUUGUCCUCCCCGUUGGAGCAACCAUUAACAUGGACGGUACAGCCCUUUACGAAGCAGUGGCCGCCAUCUUCAUUGCCCAGAUGAACGGCGUUGUCCUCGAUGGAGGCCAGAUAGUGACUGUGAGCCUCACAGCCACACUGGCCAGCGUUGGUGCAGCCAGUAUCCCCAGCGCUGGGCUCGUCACCAUGCUCCUCAUUCUGACAGCCGUGGGCCUGCCAACAGAGGACAUCAGCCUGUUGGUGGCUGUGGACUGGCUGCUGGAUAGGAUGAGAACUUCAGUCAAUGUUGUGGGUGACUCUUUUGGGGCUGGAAUUGUCUAUCACCUCUCCAAGUCCGAGUUGGAUACCAUUGACUCUCAGCACCGAGUGCAUGAAGAUAUUGAAAUGACCAAGACUCAGUCCAUGUAUGAUGACAUGAAGAACCAUAGGGAAAGCAACUCUAGUCAAUGUGUCUAUGCUGCACACAACUCUGUCAUAGUAGAUGAGUGCAAGGUUACUCUGGCAGCCAAUGGAAAGUCAGCAGACGGCAGUGUUGAGGAAGAACCCUGGAAACAUGAAAAAUAAGAACGUGACUGUCAGCAAGUUCUGAAUAAAAUCCCCAGCGUAUCUUAUGGUAAAAGAGGAUAUAAACAAGUUUUCUUUCAAAAGGAAAAAAAUACAUAUAUUUCUAUGUUUACUUAAUCUGUUAGCUGAGGCUUAGAGGAUCUGUUGUGAGUCAGUGAUAGGCAUGGUGCUGUGUCUUUGCCAAAUAAUGCUUUGUAACCGUCUAAUGUUCUCACUUGUAUUAUUGUCGGAAUGGAUGCUGCUGGAGGAAUCGGUUUGAAUUGAAGACGCAUUCUUGCCAGCUUCCCUUUUCUCUCGAGAUGCAAAACUGUGGAUGCUCUUUUCCCAGGGGACACAACUAGAGCAUAACACUCCAGGGACUUGGGAUGAUGAGCAGACACUCAGUGUGUUAUUUCUUUGAGUGUUUUCCAUGCUUCACCUUGUUACCCACAAGAGAUUCUGUUAGAAGCCUCUAGAAGUAGUUCUCUUUCAGUGUCUUGUAGAGUUUGCCAAUGUGUUGAUAAAAGCAAGUACAUGUCUUAGGGAACUGUGACAAUUUAUCUUCUGUGUGCUCUUUGAGCUAAAUAUUUCAGAGAGUUGUAGUGGGAGCCAUAGUCUUAAAGACAGCUGGUUAUGGAACCCACUGAGCCUCUGCUCUGUCCUACCUAGUCUGUGGACUUUUCUUGCUGAAGCUUUAGAAUAUGUUACAUAAUUUGCUCUAACUGUGAUAAUGGAAUAGAAUGUAAUUUGCAUAGAACCACUGUAUAUAUUGACAAAAGUAAAGGAGCACACAGUCAACAUAAAUUUUAACCAGGUUCAAAUUUUCAAAUGCAUUUAUCUUUGGUUUGCAUUCAUCUGUCAUAGUGAAAUCAAGAGAGGUUAUUUUGUUUUCUGCUCCACUUUGUUUCACUCAUAAAAUUCUUGCUUGGGUUUCUAAUGAAAAGACAUUUUUUAUCCUCAAAUUAUUUCUAUCACAUUCUCAGUAAACCAGAAGGCGUAACCAUUUCACUCUCGUUAUACGUGGGGGACAGUUGUGUUGACUUUGCCUCUUUUAACACUGUCUCUUGCUAAAAACAGAAGACUGUCGUUUAUCUAAUAUGUAUUGUAGAAAGCUUUUUGUUAUGUUGUAUCAAUGCACAUAAAACCAAUAACAGGACACAGUUGGAAGCAGAGUCCAUCUUCCUCCCCAGUCUCCUCUGUGGAAAGGAACAGAAAACAAACGUGUGCAAAAUCCUAAAAAGGUGACAUUCCUAUGGCAAAGUCAAGGCAGCCUUGAACCAUGAAGUGGGGACAAAGGAUGGCUCUACACAACUUCACAGAUGGAACCCUAUCAAGGCUGUAAAAAUUUUGGGGAAUAAAUAAUAUAAUUGGAGUAGCACCGUGCCUUGCAUGCUGUAGACACCCAACGUAUCCUGAAUGAUUGUGUAAGUUAAAUUGUUCAAUGUCUCUACUAUCAUUUUCUGUUGAAUAACCCACAGUAUUUUUCUAAGGUUUCUGGCUUUGGGAGUUUGCUGAGGACUUGAAUGUGAAUCAUUGAGAAAUAAAUCACAUUUGACCCUGAGGCCUGUGUAUAACCUAGGUCCACACAUGGCAGUCAGGUAGUCAUCUGAGGCCAGCAGCUGGAUGCUGAGAUAUUCAGAAAUAGUAACAGAAUCUAAAUUCUCUAAAGCAAGACUAUUUAUGGACAUCACAUACCCUUUGUUACCUACUCCUUGUGACUUUUCUCUUCCAAAUCAGACACCUUUGGAUAUACAAAAGAUAUGAGACUUCAGGUUUUAUUGUUGUUUUUGUCUCUUAAACCCUAGUUAUUUUGGGUAAGGAUCACUACAGCACAGUAUUAAGCAGAUUUUUGCUUUUAAAAAAUGGCAUUGGUCUUUAUUUUCAUUAGAUGGACAGUUAACAGGGUGGUCAAGGAUGUGCUGAAAUGUAGUUGUGGAAAAUGUAUCCUUUGCAGCAGAUGCUGGGGGUCAAGGGGACAGUGCCUGGAUUCAGCUGUGAAACUAUUAAGGAUUGUCUGUAAGUGGCACUCUCAAGAGCUUUUCUGUGAUGAGGAGAAGGAGCUACGCAAGGCAGCUAGGAGCUUGUGGGUUUUGCUGUGUAAGGCCAGCUUUGUGCAUAUGUACACGCUUGAAGGGGUGGUCUAAAGAUUGUCUUCCCAACACUCUGCCUAAAUGACUUCUCUGUUUGUUUUGUUCUCAGCUUUGUUCUACUCAUCCAGUUAGCUUAUAAAUAUAUAAGGGGACAAUGUGUUCAGAAGAAACAAUGUGCACAGUUUAACAAAGCAGGUAUUUCUGGUUUGAGAUUAUAUACAAUAAAUUCCAUGAGAAUAUACUUAAGAGAUUACAUUUAAUCUGGAUUCAACAAAUUGUAUUAAAAAUGAACACUGUCUCAAAUUCAGGACAAGCCUGAUAAUCCAGGAUGCAUUAUAUAGAGCUGAUAUAUUUUGAUUUUUUUUGGCCUCAUUAAUUUUUCUUAUGCUGUGUCCAUUGGGGUUUUCCUUGCCCCAUAUAUAUGCCAUAAACAGAGCACAUAGAGCCAGGGUAUACUUCUAACAACUUUUUCCAAAUAGGAUGUGUGUGAUCUGCCAGUAAUAUAUCUAUAUUUAUAUUAAUAGCUCCAACACAGAUAUAAAUGCUUAUAAUCAUCCAUUAAUAUUUGAUGAUGCAUAAAUGUUAUAUUUAUUUACAGAUAUGGCAAGCCAGAUACAUACACUGCUUUCUGUAAAGUCUGUAAGUUGGCUUUGGAAACACCAUUUUGUCGUAGACUCAUUCACUCUUUUUAGGAAUCAGAAUUGUUUCAGAAGAAAACCAGCUAAGCAGACAUUAAUCCUUCCCUAUCUCAUUUUUGCCCAUGGGGAAACCCAAGGGGAAUUAUCAUUAGAUUACCUACUAACAACUCUAUGAAUCAAAUCCAGUGACUUAUCUCUCCAGGCAAGGCUUUAUCUGAGGUCUUUGAGGAUGUGCUUCCCCUGCAAAGGUCACCAGAGAUCACACAGAUCCUUAAUACAGGACUUCAGGCGAUGGUAUCCAAAUCAAGUAGCUAUCAGAUUCAACUCCUUACUUGCCAUUGGUGUAGAAACACCGCCCACAGUCUCAUUUCCUGCGGAAGUUAACCAUGUUUUGUAAAAGACACAUAUUUACUUCUCUUUUCCAACUACCAGUUAGCCUGGAUGUUUAUGGAAACCUAAAGCAAGGAUACCAAGAUACCUGUGCCUGAAUUUAGGCUGGAAGCUGAGAAAGGCUUAGGGGAAAUUUAAUCUUUGGGCAGGUGUAUUCCUGGUGGACAAUGCCAGGAAUCCCAUAACUGAAUGAUUCCGGGGUCAAGUCGUUUCUACUCAUGCAUUGAGAAGUAUGUCAUUUUCCUGUGUGUUGAAAGUCAAGAAGCACUUCCAGAGUUGGGUAAUCCAUCUACUGGGUCCCCAAAAGGAAACCAAACCCUGGUGUGUUUUUGUAAAUACUGUACUUCCCUCUGUUCUCAACAGAAAGUUAGGGUACAAUAUUUCGCUCUUGUCAGAGUCAGAGCUUCUGCCUGCACUGUAUUUUCCCAGGAACAUAGCAGUAAACCCAAAUAGGUACGCACAAGCUCAGAGAGAAUUUUCACAGUUCUGACUGUUGCUGAACAAGCCUCAGCAGCUCCUGCCUGGUUUGAUGAGUAAUAGUGCCCAGCAGUUACACCCAGUGGAGGUAACUUUUCCUACAUCACUGCUGUCAAAAUCCUGUGGCCAGGCACUUGCCUGGGUUUCUGCUUUUGCUUUGCUUAUUCUCCCAAUGACCCCAUCCCAAGCUGAGAAAAAGGACAAAAUAGGAAUUUUCAGUUAGUGUAAUACUAGCUCUUUGAUUAAGUAGUAGGGCCUGGGAGCCUAGGAAGAUUAAGUUCAAGCUAAGAGCCUGAAGUCAUUCUUAAGUGAGAGUUUUGUAAUUCCAGUUGUCAGAGGAGAUUAGUGGCCUCUGUAUCUGUGGUAAUUUCUGGCUAAAACCUAGAAGAAAGGCUGCUGAGUGCCAUCCGGAGUGGGCGGCACUAUAGGCAGACGGCUCUCCUUGAGAGGAGUAAGUUCAAAGUUGCCUAUGAUUUUCCCAAAAGAAAAGCCCAUUUUCUCACUCUGUCACCUCCUUUCUUCUUAUUCCACAUAGCAUUGUUGCUGCUGAAGGAGCAGUUUCAUAAAUGACCACAUGAGUGGAUGCAAGAGUUGGUUUAAGAAUAGAUGACAGGGGAUCUUAAUUGAAUACUAUCUGAUUUUAUAACACGACCCAGCCAAUUUGGGUAACGACAUAGAGAUGGUGAGAAACAACACAGCUGGGUAGAGGAAACACUUGGCUUAGACUCUGGCAGUUGUCAGCUGUGUAACUUAUGCAAGUCACUUUAUGCCCCAGUCUCAUUCCUUCCCAUAGACAAAGGGAAGGGGUUGGAUUAAAUGAUUAAAACCAGCUUCCAGCCCUAAGAAUCCAUGAUGUUAUGAUCUCUGCUUUAAUUUCUUUUUUCCUAAGGGGCUUAUUACUAUAAAAUAUUACUUUGUCUUUUAAGUCAGAAGGGCCCAUGAUAAUGACUAAUCAAUUUGGAUUUUCUUAUCCUCUCUGGGAGAAAUUAAAUUCAAGCCUUUCUUUAUUGAUGUUUUACAAGCUUGGAAGAUGGCCAUGUUAAUCCACCAUUUGGUGUUUUGGGACACAAACAAGCACACUUUUAUGAAACUGCUCUUUGCUUAAACUCAUUGUCCUAGUCAAAGUAACAACCCAGCUCAUGGAAAAAUGCUGCCAGUGUCACCAUGAGGGGACAGGAUGCAUCUACAGCCACACUCAAGCUCUUGCGUCACCCCUGCUGUAGCAACAGAGCCCACUCUGAAUACCCAAAACACACGGUUUUCUCCAAACAGUCAUAAUUGCCAGCCCAGUAUGGGAGUUCAGGAGCCUUUGGCAAAGAAACUAAGGAGUCUUAUGAAAUUUGGUGCAAGGCUUGCACAAUAACAGCCACUGUCUGUAAAGGCCUUCCCUUUCCUCCUGUACGCAGACAUGCACACCCAUGCACAGCAGAGCCUGAGGCAAGUCCUUUCUCUGGAGAGAUAUACAGGGCUAUUUGAUUGAAUUCAUUUUCCAGUUUUGCUCUUGGGUUGUAUCACACCACAGGUAGAGACGCUCUAUCUGACAAGGAUAAAAUUGUGCUGGCCAUCACUGCCCUCUCCAAUGCCUGGGGAGUUUGUAGGAUUGAUAAGACUGUGUGGUCUGCCUGCAAGGUACCAGCCACGGCCUUUGAACAACCUGUUGUGCUUUUUGUCUGCGCUGCAGUGGGCCACUGCUUGCAUCCUUGCCCUUUGUCCAAACUUUUGCUAAAUAUGGAAUAGAUUUGGUAUGCAUUGUGUUGUGAGUACCUUUACCACUAGAGAAGACUUCAGCUCCUUUAGAUUUGGGGGAACCAGAUAUAAAACUAGGACUAAAAGGAUUGGGUUAGCUUUUUUUAUCAUUAAAUUUUUAGUGCAGAAGACCUGAUGCAAGAGCAGCAAGAAAAAGAUUAUUUCUUAACCGACCCAUAUAUGAACCUAUAGAAAAGUGAGAGAAGCUCCCAUGUUCUUAUUUCACUCAUUCUAUAUAAUAUUCUGAAUAAUUACUGAUCAGCUUUUUGCUAUGUCCAGCCUUGCUCCACCUUCCUACCUCCAGACCAAGUGCCCAUUUUGAUAUUUUUUAAAAGUCCUUCUGAUUGUUGUAGAGGGUCCCUCUGUGCCGAGACUAAAACCUGCUACUGGGACAGACCCCACACUGCUUUGCCGAAUCAGCUCUGGACCUAGAGCACGGGUAGCAAUAAGUCUCUACUUCUGCUGGAGACACCCUAGUUCCUGGGUGAGUGUUGGAACGUAACAGCUUACCCUUGCCACCCUUGCCAUCGU
Messenger RNA from Pteronotus mesoamericanus, 7893 nucleotides. RefSeq names its product solute carrier family 1 member 2 (gene SLC1A2). The transcript is spliced from 13 exons. Gene Ontology annotation, biological process: L-aspartate transmembrane transport; L-glutamate import across plasma membrane. The coding region runs from base 117 to 2042 and encodes 641 amino acids. Gene Ontology annotation, cellular component: plasma membrane. NCBI's taxonomy places the organism in Eukaryota, Metazoa, Chordata, Mammalia, Chiroptera, Mormoopidae. The record is from RefSeq and is a predicted model, not a curated record. Gene Ontology annotation, molecular function: neutral L-amino acid transmembrane transporter activity; glutamate:sodium symporter activity; L-glutamate transmembrane transporter activity.